Messenger RNA from Camellia sinensis, 4043 nucleotides. RefSeq names its product ATP binding cassette subfamily B19 (gene ABCB19). The record is from RefSeq and is a predicted model, not a curated record. Gene Ontology annotation, biological process: oligopeptide export from mitochondrion. Gene Ontology annotation, cellular component: mitochondrial inner membrane. Gene Ontology annotation, molecular function: ABC-type oligopeptide transporter activity; ATP binding; ATP hydrolysis activity. NCBI's taxonomy places the organism in Eukaryota, Viridiplantae, Streptophyta, Magnoliopsida, Ericales, Theaceae.
AUGGCGGAGAAUACAGAGGCAGCGAAACCAAUGCCGGCGGCGGAGAAGAAGAAGGAGCAGAGCUUACCCUUUUAUCAGCUCUUCUCAUUCGCUGACAAGUACGAUUGGGCUCUCAUGAUCUCCGGAAGCUUAGGAGCCAUCGUUCAUGGCUCUUCCAUGCCCGUCUUCUUUCUUCUCUUCGGCGAAAUGGUCAAUGGUUUCGGCAAAAACCAAUUGGAUUUGAAAACUAUGACCCAUGAAGUAUCAAAGUAUGCUUUGUAUUUCGUCUAUCUUGGGUUGAUUGUAUGCGUAUCCUCAUACGCAGAGAUUGCUUGUUGGAUGUAUUCUGGGGAGAGACAAGUGGGUACGUUGAGGAAGAAGUAUUUGGAGGCAGUGUUGAAACAGGACGUUGGCUUCUUUGAUACAGAUGCUAGAACAGGUGAUAUUGUUUUCAGUGUCUCCACAGACACUCUGCUUGUGCAAGAUGCCAUUAGUGAGAAGGUGGGAAACUUCAUCCAUUACCUCUCCACUUUCUUGGCGGGACUGGUGGUUGGUUUUGUGUCAGCAUGGAGAUUAGCUUUGCUUAGUGUGGCAGUGAUUCCAGGAAUUGCCUUUGCCGGUGGUUUGUAUGCGUAUACGCUCACAGGUCUCACAUCCAAGAGUCGGGAGUCAUAUGCGAAUGCUGGGGUUAUUGCUGAGCAGGCCAUUGCACAAGUUAGGACAGUUUACUCGUACGUUGGCGAAAGCAAGGCUCUAAAUUCCUAUUCGGAUGCAAUACAACACACAUUGAUGCUUGGAUACAAGGCUGGGAUGGCCAAAGGCUUGGGUCUGGGAUGUACUUAUGGAAUAGCAUGCAUGUCAUGGGCCCUAGUCUUUUGGUACGCCGGUGUUUUCAUCAGAAACGGACAGACAGAUGGCGGGAAGGCAUUCACCGCUAUCUUCUCUGCCAUUGUUGGGGGCAUGAGCUUAGGUCAAUCUUUUUCGAAUCUUGGAGCGUUUAGCAAAGGCAAAGCAGCUGGAUAUAAGUUAAUGGAGAUUAUUAAGCAGAAACCAACCAUAAUUCAAGAUCCUUUGGAUGGAACGUGCUUAGCUGAGGUUAACGGGAACAUAGAGUUCAAAGAUGUAACCUUCAGCUACCCAUCGCGUCCUGAUGUUAUCAUAUUUAGGGAUUUCUCAAUUUUCUUCCCUGCGGGAAAGACAGUUGCUGUUGUUGGAGGUAGUGGAUCAGGAAAAAGCACUGUUGUCUCCUUGAUGGAAAGGUUCUAUGAUCCUAAUCAGGGGCAAAUUUUACUUGACAAUGUUGACAUAAAGACACUACAGCUGAGGUGGUUGCGUGAUCAAAUUGGUCUGGUGAAUCAAGAGCCUGCUCUGUUUGCUACCACCAUCCUUGAGAACAUAUUCUACGGAAAGCCUGAUGCAACAAUGGCCGAAGUAGAAGCCGCUGCUUCUGCUGCUAAUGCGCAUAGUUUCGUUACAUUGCUUCCUAAUGCGUAUAACACGCAGGUGGGAGAAAGAGGAGUCCAGCUCUCUGGUGGUCAAAAACAGAGAAUUGCAAUUGCAAGAGCGAUGUUGAAAAACCCAAAAAUCCUUCUCCUUGACGAAGCAACGAGUGCCCUUGAUGCAGGUUCAGAGAGCAUUGUUCAAGAAGCUCUAGACCGCCUCAUGGUUGGCAGGACAACCGUAGUGGUCGCUCAUCGCCUCUCUACAAUAAGAAACGUUGAUUCAAUUGCAGUCAUACAGCAAGGACAAGUUGUUGAGACAGGAACACAUGAAGAACUGAUCGCGAAAACCGGGGCAUAUGCUUCGUUAAUCCGAUUCCAAGAAAUGGUGGGAAACAGAGACUUGGCGAAUCCUUCAACCCGGCGUUCACGCUCAUCGCGACUAAGCCAUUCACUUUCAACAAAAUCUCUGAGCCUGCGCUCGGGCAGUUUGAGGAAUCUGAGCUAUUCAUACAGCACUGGUGCAGAUGGUCGGAUAGAGAUGGUUUCGAACGCUGAAACAGAGAGGAAAAACCCGGCACCAGAUGGGUACUUCUGUCGGCUUCUCAAGCUGAAUGCUCCAGAAUGGCCUUAUUCCAUAAUGGGAGCUGUAGGAUCAAUUCUCUCCGGUUUUAUCGGUCCCACAUUCGCCAUUGUGAUGAGCAACAUGAUCGAGGUGUUCUACUACUCAAAUCCUGCAAGCAUGGAGAGGAAGACAAAGGAGUAUGUUUUCAUUUAUAUCGGGGCAGGUCUUUAUGCGGUGGUAGCGUAUUUGAUUCAGCAUUACUUCUUCAGUAUUAUGGGUGAGAAUCUCACUACAAGAGUGAGGAGGAUGAUGCUUGCAGUAAUUCUGAGGAAUGAAGUUGGAUGGUUCGAUGAGGAGGAACACAACUCUAGCCUGGUAGCAGCUCGGUUAGCUACAGACGCUGCGGAUGUGAAAUCGGCCAUUGCUGAGAGGAUCUCUGUGAUAUUGCAAAAUAUGACAUCCCUCCUCACUUCGUUUAUAGUUGCUUUUGUGGUGGAAUGGAGGGUCUCCCUUCUCAUCUUGGCCACCUUCCCUCUUCUUGUCCUAGCCAACUUUGCUCAGCAACUCUCUCUCAAAGGGUUUGCUGGUGACACAGCCAAGGCUCAUGCCAAGACAAGCAUGAUUGCAGGGGAGGGAGUGAGCAACAUUCGAACCGUUGCAGCCUUCAAUGCUCAAGAGAAAGUCCUAUCCCUAUUCUGCUAUGAGCUCCGUGUCCCACAGCUCCGAAGCCUUCGCCGAAGCCUUACUGCUGGUGGCCUCUUUGGGCUUUCUCAACUUGCUCUCUAUACCUCCGAAGCUCUCAUUCUCUGGUACGGUGCCAACCUUGUUCGCAAAGGAAUGUCCACCUUCUCAAAGGUUAUCAAGGUUUUCGUGGUCUUAGUCAUCACAGCCAAUUCAGUAGCCGAAACUGUUAGCCUUGCCCCCGAGAUAAUCAGAGGCGGUGAAGCUGUCGGCUCUGUUUUUUCAAUCCUAGACCGUUCAACCAAGAUUGACCCAGAUGAUCCAGAUGCCGAGCCAGUUGAAUCAAUCCGAGGGGAAAUUGAACUUCGCCACGUCGACUUUGCGUACCCAGCACGGCCUGACGUGAUUGUUUUCAAGGAUUUCAACCUUAGAAUCCGAGCAGGACAGAGCCAAGCGCUUGUCGGAGCCAGUGGUUCUGGAAAGAGUUCUGUAAUUGCAUUGAUCGAAAGAUUCUACGACCCUUUAGCUGGUAAAGUCAUGAUUGACGGGAAAGACAUUCGCCGGUUGAACCUAAAGUCCCUCAGGCUUAAAAUCGGAUUGGUGCAGCAAGAGCCUGCUCUAUUUGCCGCUAGCAUAUUCGACAACAUUGCAUACGGGAAAGAAGGAGCAACAGAAGCAGAGGUCAUCGAAGCAGCUAGGGCAGCACACGUGCACUCGUUCGUUAGUGGAUUGCCCGAUGGGUACAAAACCCCGGUUGGAGAGAGAGGGGUUCAGCUUUCCGGAGGACAAAAACAGAGGAUUGCAAUUGCACGUGCCGUUCUCAAGGACCCGGCAAUACUACUUUUGGAUGAGGCUACUAGUGCGCUUGAUGCAGAGUCUGAGUGUGAAUUGCAAGAAGCACUCGAGAGGCUAAUGAGGGGUCGCACCACCGUGCUUGUGGCUCACCGUUUGUCAACAAUUCGGGGAGUGGAUAGCAUCGGGGUGGUACAAGACGGGCGGAUUGUGGAGCAAGGAAGUCAUGUCGAGCUCAUCAGCCGGCCAGAGGGGGCUUAUUCUAGGCUUUUGCAGCUGCAGCACCAUCACAUAUGAAAAAAAAGAAAGAAAAAAAAAAGACAGUUUUGAUUGUAGCAGCAAGAUGGCCUUUGUGGUGGGUUGGUAACUAUGUUUUGGGUUGAGUCCCAUUAACCUUUGCUUAUUGCUUUCAUUUUCACUCUUGAAUAGUUGUAGAUAUGGGGAUGUGAUUGAAGAAGACUAUAUAUUAUAUUAUAUUAUAUCCGAUAAGUCUCUCUCCUCCAUUCCCAAUGGAGAUGCAAUAUGUUGAAUUAUUAAUAUCAAUGGUGCAACACAAGCCUUGUGUUUGGUUAGGCCAAUUGUUCUCA